Molecule: messenger RNA, 1368 nt
Organism: Fusarium tjaetaba
Lineage: Eukaryota; Fungi; Ascomycota; Sordariomycetes; Hypocreales; Nectriaceae
Product: acriflavine sensitivity control acr-2
Exons: 4
Coding region: 1-1368 (455 amino acids)
Biological process (GO): positive regulation of transcription by RNA polymerase II
Cellular component (GO): nucleus
Molecular function (GO): transcription cis-regulatory region binding; zinc ion binding; DNA-binding transcription factor activity, RNA polymerase II-specific
Source: RefSeq, a predicted model, not a curated record
AUGCCCUCCGCAACGCAUCCGAAGUCGGACAAAGUAAAGAAGAGGCCCAAAGUCAGAGGAUGCUAUCAAUGCUCUCGUCGGCGCAUAGACUGUGACCGGAGAGAGCCAACAUGUGGCAAAUGCUCGGCCAAAGGCAUCAAGUGCAGUGGACUAGGUCUACGAUAUCGCUUCAAUGAUGGCAUCGCCGCCCGUGGAAAGUUUGUUGGCAAAUCAUUGCCUAUCAUUGAUGGGGUAGAAGCCAAUCCUACGGAAACGGCGUCAACGUCGGUCUCGAGUUGCAAGAGACAGAAUGAUCCUUUUCGUGCAAGUGGCUAUGAGACUGCUGAGCAACACGCAGUUGAAAUUGAUACUGUAACGGAGGAAGAACAUGAGAUACAAGACUUGGUUGUGUCAAAUAACGCACCAAUAUCUAUCGACUGGGGCCUAGAUCACGUUGAUCCAAAGUCAAGGUUCUGUCUUGGUUACUUCUCAAAUAACAUCGCCCAACUCAUUGCAGUCAUAAACAUGGGCUUCAACGGCUAUCGUGAUCUCGUACUACCAAGAGCAGAGACAGAUCCUCUAGUUCGAAAAGCAGUUCUUCUCGUUGUCGAACAGCAUCUUUCUUUACAAAACGGCACUGCAAUAUCACUAGAUCCAGCGGCUUAUGGAUCUCUUGUACGAGAGCUCAUCAUGCGGUCUCAUCAGUGUGCACCUCAAGAUGAUGAUUCUGCACUCACUGCGUUGCUCCUACUACAUAUUCGGGAGAUGAUUAGUGGAAGCGAUAACUUUAGACUUAUCUAUGGUUCGCUGCGGGUGGUGGUCAACGCACUUGCGAAGAAUGCGGGUGAAGGAACCUCUGAUCUCAGAAGGUUUCUACAGAUGCAGAUACUGAGGGUCUGUCUCUUUGGAGAAUCUCUAUUCAACGAAACCAACGGCGUUCACUUCAUCCAAGCUCAGCAACAGGCUUGUCUCGAGUUCAUCACAUGGUGCGACCGUUUCCACCCCGAACUAAAAGACCUCCUCUCCCAACUCGCCUCCCUAACAACAUGGGCCUGCGACAUCUACGUCCAACGCGCCAUUUUCAACCCACCACCCUCCGAAACCGUCCCCAUGAUAGAAAGAUUCAAACAAUCACUCGGCCAAGUCGACGCUUACGUCGAUAUCGUGGGAAGACACCUCCUAGCCUGGCCGUAUUUCAUCGUAGCGGCUGAGAGCUCGACGCCAGAUCAUAGAGAGUUCUUUUUGGAUAAGUUGGUCAAGUUGCAUAAUACGACUGGGUGUUGGAAUUUGUUGAGGGCUAUUGAUCAGGUUAAGGAGAUUUGGGCGUCGCAGUCUUCGAUUCGAUGGACGAGUUUGCUUGGUGGGCCGACGCAGGCUUUUAUAAUGUGA